AUGAGCUAUUACCCACCGCAGCCGCCAUCCCAGGCCCCCGCGGCCCCCUCGUCCUCGUCCGACCUCGACCUCGUCUCGGCUCUCUCGCAACCUUCAACCCAGCCAGCACUCAAGGCAAACGUCCAGGCCGUCGAGCCUCUCUCGCGACUGCUCCUCUCGUCCUCGACCGACCUCGCCGCGACCAAACUCGCCCUCGCAGGGUUCGCCACCGCCUACCCGUUCCUCUUCCGCUAUGCGUCCCAGUCGGGCGACCACGCGUGGUGGACCCGCGUCGUCAACCUCAAGACGGCCGUCCUCCAGCAGUGGCGUAGCGGCAGCCCCGGCGCCAAGGUCGCCGCCGUCAAGGUCCUCCAGCGCAUCAUCCAGACCCAGAGCAACGCUGGCACCGCCGACCCUCGACUCGCCCGCAACCCCGAGCCCAACCUGUCGCUCGUGCGCGCCAACCACCCGUUCCUCAAGAUCGCCGCGCUCGAGGACGAGGCCAACAAGCUCCUCGGCGAGUGCAUCACGACCCUGUUCACGUCGGCGUCGCCCGACCUCGUCGGCGCCGUCGUCGCGUCGCUCGCGACCCUCGUCAAGAGCCGCCCGCAGUACGUCAAGCUCGUCGUCACGAGCCUCACCAACUGGACCCCGGCCGCGCUCGCAGGCCAAGGAGCGGCCCAGGUCAAGAGCGUCGAGAAGGUCGUCCGCAUCUCGUUGAGCCACCUCGUCAAGACCUCGCACGCGACGUCCUUCUCGACCCAGAUCGCCGACUUUCUCGCGCUCCAGUCGCAGCGCAUGGACGCCGCCGCGCUCGAGGCCCGUCGCGCCCGCGACGACGAGGCGUCCCGCAAGCGAGCCCUCCUCGCGAGCCAGAUCGACGACGUCGGCGGCGGCGACAGCAAGCGGCGGCGGCUCAACCCGGCGGCGUCGACCGCGAGCGAGGGCACGACGGCCGCGUUCAGGGCGGCCAACCUCAACCCGGGCACGGCGACGCCGAGCAUCGCCGAGCUGCCGCUCGACAUGGUCGUCGACCUGCUCGUCGCGACGCUGCAGAACGUGAGCGCGCCGGUGCUCGGGACCGCCAUCGACACCGUCCGGCGCAACCUUCCCGCGUCCUCCUCCGCCGACACCCACGACCGCCCGGCCUCGCUCCCUCCUUCAGCUCCAGCACCCGACGUCACCCCUGCGCCCGUCAUCGACCCGCUCAAGCUCGACCUUGGCGCCGACGAGCUCGACCUGCGCGCCGAGGUGCCGCCCGAACCCGCUCGCGCCGCGUCCGAGGAGGCCGACGACGCCGCCGCCGCCGCCGACCAAGCCGCGGCCUUUGCCGCGACGGGGCUCGCGACGCGGCCGGGCGCAGGCGCAGCCGACAUGGACCUCGCGGCGCCGCUCGAGAUGACGCUCGACGCGCGGCACGCGGUCGUCCUGAGCGCGCUCAAGCGCGUGUGCGCCGCGGGCCCGGACGGCGCGAGCGACAAGGUGUGGGUCCCGCUCGUGUCGCGGUUGAUCACGCGCGGGCUCGAGGUCGAGGCGGACGAGGGCGAGAGGAGGAGGGCGGGCGAGGGGGGCGAGGUCGAGAGGGAGAGGGCGAGGAGGAAGGGCGACGAGAUGCGCGAGGUCGUGUUCCGGUUCGUUGCGGGGGACCUGCAGGGGCGGACAGAGCUCGCGAGGCUAUGGCUCAACGAGGAGUGGUACGCGUGCAAGCGGCGCGGCAUCGUCGAGAAUCGCCCGUACGAUCACUGGCUGCGCAAGUUCCUCGAGCACGUCGGCGUCGCGUCGAGCAACAAGGACCGCGAGCUGCUCCAGUUCCUCAUGGACCUGCCCGAGAUCCCGGUCGACGAGAUCUAUCGCCUCGAGGGCAUGGCCGUCAACGCCGACCAGAUGCAGCUCGGUUUCUCGACCCUGCGCGAGCUCGUCGUCCUGCGGCCCUCGGUCCGCCCUGCCGCGCUCGACGUCCUCCUCGGCCUGACGACCCACGCCGACAAGCGCGUGCGCAACGCGGCCAUCAUGACGGUCAAGAAGUGGGUCCCCGACAUGCGCGAGUUGACGCCCGUCGUGCACGCGUUCGCGCUCGAGCUCGUCGAGCGGCUCAAGGUGGCGCCGCCGGCGCCCAAGGAGGACGAGGGGGCGGUCAAGGAGGGAGAGGAGGGCGAGGGCGUCAAGGACAAGGACGGCGAGGAGGACAUGAAGGUGGACGAUGAGGCGUCGCCGGCGCCGGACGAGCCCAAGGAGCCGUUCGCGCUCGUCCGCGGCGGCAAGGUCGUCGAUCGGCUCGAGCCGCCGACGACGCUCGGCGGCGUCACGCAGCACGUCGAGCUGCUGCUCGCGCUCUGCGUCAAGGAGCCUGCGCUUCUGUUCCCGCUCUUUGAGCGGUACGGCGCCAUGCAGCCCUUUGCGCAAGACGCCCUCGAGGAGCUCAUCGCGCCCCUGAUCCGGUCGCUCGGCCUCAAGCACGAGGGCCUGCUCGACCUCGUCGGGCGGUUCCCGGCCGGCAGCGACAAGCUCAUGUUCCGCGUCCUCGAGAUCGCCGCCGACAAGACCAAGCUGCCGAGCAACGUGACGGGCCUCAUCCGCCAGGUCGCCGCCGAGCGCGAGCUCGACCAGCGCUUCUACCCGAUCAUCCUCCCCGAGUGCAGCAAGGCCGAGGUCGUCCGCUGGUUGCCGCACGUCAUCAAGCUCCUCGACGGCACGCCGCUCAAGAAGGCGCAGACGCGGUCCAUCUUCCUGUCGAUCAUUGCGCCGCCAGCCCACUUCUCGAGCAUCAACUCGCUGCGCACGAGGAGCGACUCGAUCACGCCCGUCGAGCUCAUGAUGUACCUGCACAAGCACGACAAGGAGAUGGGCCUCAAGAACACGAUCGAGGCCAUUUCGAUCUGCUUCUCCAUGGCCGACGGCUUCCGCCCCGAGAUCCUGGCCGCCUUCAUGCAGCAGGCCGUCGACGAGCCCGUCAUUCCCAACCUCUUCCUGCGCACGGUCAUCCAAGCCGUCACGACCUACAAGUCGCUCCAGCCGUUCGUCAGCACGACGCUCCUGUCGCGCCUCAUCGCCAAAAAGGUCUGGACGGUCGGGCCCCUGUGGGAGGGCUUUGUCCGCCUCGCCAAGGCGAUCGCGCCCAACUCGUUCGCGGCGCUCCUCCAGCUGCCCAAGGAGCAGCUCGCAGAGGUCGUCGUCAAGCAGCCGAGCCUGCGUGCACCGCUGAGGGAGUACGUCGUCAAGAAGGGCGGCGCCAACCACGCUCGCAGCCAGGCGGUCCUCGAGGCGAUCGGCGAGGACGACCCAGCGGGAGCUUCGGGCGGCGCGACGCCCAAGUCGGGCAGCGCGACGCCCAUGCCGCCGCCGCUGCAGGCGUAG
Molecule: messenger RNA, 3333 nt
Organism: Rhodotorula graminis WP1
Lineage: Eukaryota; Fungi; Basidiomycota; Microbotryomycetes; Sporidiobolales; Sporidiobolaceae
Exons: 13
Coding region: 1-3333 (1110 amino acids)
Cellular component (GO): mRNA cleavage and polyadenylation specificity factor complex
Source: RefSeq, a predicted model, not a curated record